This is a messenger RNA of Acanthaster planci (crown-of-thorns starfish), 9173 nucleotides long. RefSeq names its product fibroblast growth factor receptor-like. The record is from RefSeq and is a predicted model, not a curated record. Gene Ontology annotation, molecular function: transmembrane receptor protein tyrosine kinase activity; ATP binding; protein binding. Gene Ontology annotation, cellular component: plasma membrane; signaling receptor complex. Gene Ontology annotation, biological process: protein phosphorylation; cell surface receptor protein tyrosine kinase signaling pathway; multicellular organism development. NCBI's taxonomy places the organism in Eukaryota, Metazoa, Echinodermata, Asteroidea, Valvatida, Acanthasteridae.
UGGGUCGCUCUUUCUGGAUGUGAAGUUCUACAUGUAAAUACUUUUGGUCUCUACAUAUUUAAAACAAAAUAUGAGGGGAAAAGAAUAAAAAUCAAUUAAAUCAAAAUUUGAAUUAAUUAGAGAAAGUUACGGGUUCGUUGUUAAUUAUAAACAUGAAAAGGAAAUCUUUACCCAUGGACCCAGUGAACCACCUGAACAGUCAAUUUGAUGAGGAUUAUUUGAUAUUUGUAAAUAAAGAACGAAUUCAUAAGUAACGAAGCCUACCUUAUAUAUUUUCUCGCUAUACAACAUACAGUAUCAAGAACGUUAAAUCAGGUCAUGUGGUCACGCCAUACAACAUACAGCAUCAAGAACGUUACAUCAGGUCAUGUGGUCACGCCAUACAACUUACAGUAUCAAGAACGUUAUAUUAGAUCAUGUGGUCACUCCUGGUAGUCUGGUUCAUGCCAAAGCAUUCAUGUUUCAAUGUCUGUGAAUGGAAUUCAGCUUAUUAUGUUUCUCAGUCGUUCACUGACAUUCCAAAGGCAAGAAAAUACCCUGUAACUAAUUGCAACAGAAUAAAGAAAUCGCAUGCUCUUUCUCUUCAGUACACCUGGUUGCUUAUUUCUAUCUGUUAUGAAGCGUUUGCUAGAAUACGCCUUAUUUAUAUCUCGCUUUUGACGCCAGGAGCUUGCUGUGUUUAAUUUAGACCCACUUUAUCUGGAGUAAUAGAAUGCCGGCAAGUUUUGACAAAACGCGCAUAUCCCAUCCUUGGAUGUUUUCACUCUUCUGAAUUUGUGAAAAUUUGUCAACAUAGGCCCAUAAACUAGUCCAUUUCAGACCGAAAACACCCAGUCUCUGUUUGUAGUUACGCGAGGUCAAUAAGCUAAUUAGAUUUCGCACAAUACUCCAAAGGAGUGUAAAUGCAGUAUCAAUCAACAGUACCAACCACCGUGCGUAAUGGUAAAAAAGUGGUGUAUGCAGUUAAUUAAUACAUUGUUGCAGUCUGAUGGUCAUGCAAAAGUUGUUGUACAGGUGAGAAGUUCAUUAGAAAUAGACAAUAUCGAGUUUGAAAUCAUGUUAUGAUCUUCUCUUUUUCUGCUUACGACGAUUUGACUUUAUGAUGAUCCUUAGAAAUGGACUCAACCAAAAGGUUACAGGUCUUUUUUAUCUAUUAUUAGUUGUUUCCUGACCUUGUGAGUACGUACUGACCCAUGUAACGAUUCCAAAAGACAACAACCUAUAAUUAACGUGAAGAACUUUUAAGAGGGUAUGCCUUUAGGUGGAAUAUUGAUGUAAGGUACCGUGGGUCAAAAUUAAUUAACUACAUUUACACAAAGAGAUUGUGACUUACACAAUAGUUUGUGAGAGUGUGGCUUUAGUUCCAACAAGUUCUGCUUAGUCACCUUUUUCCCAAAUAAAAAUAAUUAAAAAAAAUAUAAAAAGGAAAUUCUUCAUCAGAUUAUGCAGGUAUUGUCAUUGCUUGAGCGACCAGUCUAAGUCUCUGUAACGAUAAAAAAUGUAAACGUUUUGUCCAACAUUCAGUGGAAAUAAACCACAUCAAAACAGAAAUAGUACUUUCAAUUUUUAAUACCUAAUCAAGUGUAACAAAAAUAAUUCAUGGGCUUUUUUUAGGCUUUCAUUUUCUCAAAUGCGAUUCGUCAAAAGCCUCUAGCAAUGUCAAUUAUCCUAAACGCAUGUAUAAUAACAGUGGGCCUGCCCAAGGAAUGCAGCAUGUAAAGUAGUUUACCCAUCUAAAUGAAUGAAAAAAGUGAUAUCACAUGAAUUCUGUUUUCUCUAGAAGGCUGACUGGGUGUGAGUAGAAUUGCCAAAAUAGGCUAAUUUCUAAGGCUAUACGCCAAGAUUCUACGUAUUUAUGUCCUGGCUCUGUAUCUGCUUUGCAGCGAAGAGAAACAUGUACUUGUCGAGUUUGCUGUUCCACCAUUUUCUUUGUGGAUUAGUCACGUUAAAAUCCUAGAUGAGUUUUGAUCGACAGCAAUCAUGCCACAUUCCGUCAAUAUACAUAUUUAAUGCCAAGUUGAUGGUGAUUUUGCACCAGUUAUUCAGUUAUCGUGCCAGUAUUGUAUUUAACCGACGUUAAGUUAGUUCUCACGAUUGUUAACACAUUGCUGCCAACUUUCAAAAUACUGCUGUACUAAAUUCCUAUGCAAACGCUUUCAAUAAAGACAGAGAUCUACGAAUAAAUUUAAUACCACGGAACUUGUUUGCAUGUAUUAAUAUGACACCAGUACUUUUCGGCUGCGUACCCCUUCCCCUCUUUUUAAAUGAAUUUUCUCAUUAAAUCGCCCAAUAUAACCUUGGGUAGCCCUGACACAAAGACUCCCUAGGCUCAAAGUCACUUUGAACAGUUGUUAAAUAUUUUCAAUACACAAACCAGGGUCUAUUGAACUUAGCAAAGGUGAACUUUUCAACUUUGACUCCUUGACCCAAAACAACCAGUGCCGACAGUGUUUAAUGUAAGAUUCUGUUCAGUCAUUUCUCCUUACACCAGUUCUAUUGUACGCAUUUAGUGCGACCGAAAUUGAAUUUCCUGGUUCAGUGUAGGGUAUCACUUGACUGUUGGUAGUGUUACCAGGCUAAGUGCAGAUCUAAACAACGAUGAAGAUUAGACUGGGAACAAACGAUAGCUAUUCACUCCAGUGUCGCACUCUACAUUAACGGCAGGUGCAGGAAUAUGGUGCUAAGAUACAUGAAUGUCAUUGUAGUCUGGUGGUCAUGCUAUUUUACAGCAGUUGAUGGCCAGAUUGUAGCAGUCAGCCUGCUGUCUAAUGAAGGUUUCGUUGGAAGCCCCUCUACACUAUCGUGUAACUACACUGUAUCUGACGCCAGAUACGCGUUAUGGGAUUUAGACUGGUUUAAAGGAAGCAGCACAUACGACCCGCUGACGAUUGCUAUCGCUGAUUUCUAUGCGGGAGUAACAAGUCCCCGUCUGUUCAAUGGUUACGAUGACAUUUCAAAAUACAAUAUAUCCCGUAACAAUGAUAGUUUGGUGAGCACGUUGCAGAUUUUAUCAUUGAAUUUCACUAAGGAUUCAGGGAGAUAUUGGUGUAGAGUGACAGUCAGACACAAAGACAGCUCUGUAGACCAAGCUGCAGCUUCAGCAGAGUUGAUUAUUUUUAUGCUUCCCACAAGUAUCGCCUUGUCUGACUCAACUGGGACCUACCCAUCCACUGGAGGCACAGCCUAUCUGGUAGAGGGAGUGAACCAUCGAUUCAACUGUACCGUACCUGGCAUCAACCCAAGGGCAUCAUUCAGCUGGUCUGUUGGAGGUAGAAACGCCACAGAGGAUAACAGCAAUGACAUCGUAGCUGCUGAUGGGUUGACCAUCAGCAGCAGUACAGUCACCUUGUCACCAGUUUGGAUGAAUCAUGGAGAAGCUUUGUUGUGCCGAGCCUCCAAUAAAGAAGGUCACGCUGGGAUAAGUGGCAGUCUGACACUUGAUAUUAAAGUGCCACCGAAGAGUUCAUCCAUGACACUAUCUGACGCAAAUGGAGUUUUCACGCCGGGAGGUACAGUCAUGGUAGACCAAGAUGCAUCACAUGUCUUCACCUGUCAGGCACAAUCCAGACCAGCAGGCAUCAUUCAGUGGGAUCUUGGUUCCAAUAGCUACCAGCAGAGUACUAUCGGCCCUACCACAAGAGGACCUGGUGAUGGUUUGGUUUAUACAACCAGCAUGUGGACAUUUACACCUGGCCGAGACAAUCACAGACAGCAGGUGAAAUGUGAGGCCAAUACUACAGAGUCACAACCACCAUUACCAUCAGUUAUGGUGACACUUGAUGUCAACGGCCCCCCGAGUAUCCCUGUUAUCACUGGCAGCUCAUCCAUGACUGAGAAUGUCCUGACUACAUUGUCAUGUACAGCAGACGGGGGAUACCCUGAUGAUUGGAGUCUGGUUUGGUCUAAGGGAGGUUCGUCUAUAACUGGACCAACGACAAGCUCGUCGGCAUCAGGGAGUCGCUACAGCUUCAUGAGCACACUAAAUUUCACACCAGUGAGACAGGAUAAUGACAACAUCAUCACGUGUGCAGCAAGGAGAUCCUCAGGGACGCCAGGGCUCAUGGGAUCUCUUGGUCCGAUUGAUGUUCAGUUUUGUUCCGAAAGGGUUAGCGUCAGCUGUCCUUUGAGUGCUGCCUCAGGAAGCAUUGAGCAAUUAAGCUGCCAAUCAGAUAGCAGCAACCCGGCAACAGCAUUAGUUUGGUCCAAAAAUAACGUCGUCCAAACAAGUCCAGCUCCUGUAAAUGAAGAUGGUAACUACGGUGGCUACGUGACAACACUCAGGUUGACAACAGGUGCAUUGACUAAGGCAGAUAACGGAGCUACAUACAAAUGUUGUGUGAUGACAACUCUAUCCUGUACUGGUACUGUCUGUGAUUUCUGUGUACUGAAUGUAGAAUAUCCUCCAGACUUUUCUGUGCCAACUCUCAUGCCAACCAGACCUGUAGAAGAGGGCGAUACAGUAAUCCUGUUCUGCGGUGCAGAUGCUAAUCCUAAACCCAUCAACUUCAUUACGUGGGAGAGGGUCGGGUCUCUGGACUCAUUACCCUCUGUCUACAGUGAUGGUACAAGUAACCUUACACUAAGCAGCAUCACAAAGGAGCAGGCUGGGUCAUACAGGUGUCGAGGCAACAACGGCGUACCACCUGUUGUGCAUUCCAGCUCCGUUGACGUCAUUGUGCAUUAUGGAGUGGAGAUUUUAAAUAAGAAUGAUACCUCAGUUGGGGCAAACACUGGCUUCAAUGCUACACUUGUAUGUGUAGCCAAGGGUCAUCCCCUUCCCAGGAUGACAUGGCAGGGCCCAGAUGGUGUAGAGAUAACUAAUCAGACCAAUCCUGGAAGGAUAUUUCAGGUCGAUACCAUUAUUGAAGGAGAUGAUGUGUAUGGAUUCAUCAUUAGAAGCAUUGUAAAAAUCAUCCAAGUGACUCCAAUGGGAGACUACGGUUCUUAUACAUGCAACAGCGGUAAUGGGAUUGGAAUGGUUGAUACCCUGACCAUUGUUUUGAAUGAUAAAGUAAAACCGUUGCCACCAGAGGAUGUGUCAGUCAACCCAAAUACAGUCACAGAAUCUUCGGUUAGGAUUUCUUGGAGACCUGGGAAUGAUGGAGGCGAAGCUCAGUGGUUUUUCGUCAAUUACCGCGAAGUGGAAACAACGGCAGUGUUCGACCCCGACACCCGGACCAGAAUAGACGAUGAUGUCUUUGAGUAUGUGAUUGAAGGACUUCUUCCCUACACUUUGUAUGAGAUCGAGAUUUUCGCUGAGAAUCAAAAUGGUGUUGGCAAAAGCGUCAAACAGAAUUUUAGGACUCGACCUGACACUCCUGAAAAUUUAGGUAUUGUUGUCACCACAAAUCAAGAAACAGGAAGCAUAUCAGUUGACGGUAUUCCCCAAGAUGGCGACGCAUCAACGUGUUUACAGAUACAAGCUCGUCUUAUGGAUCAGAGUCCAUGGUUUAAUUAUGGGGGCUGUCUCGAGACAAACACAGAUCUAGCCAUUCAAGAGGUUCGAUCCAGCUAUUGUCGAAAUGGUUUCUGCAGUCUGGCUACGUCUGCAUUGUCAGUACAAGGACAGUCCAGUAAUGCUGGAUUGAUCGCUGGCCUGGUGAUUCUUGCCAUCAUUGCAUUAAUCAGCAUCACGUUGAAUGUUGUAACAAUCAGAGACAUCAGAAGAAGUAGAGGAUUACAAGGAGCAAACAGAAAACGUGUCCCGAAAGAGUCCAGAAAACACACGCCUGAGGGGAAACGUGCUGUCAUUAAUGAGGCGGUGGAAUACCAAGACUUGGACGUACCCUUGCAAGUAUUGGCCGUUAAGAGCAGUAGUAGUCCAAGUACAUCGGCCUACGCCAGUAUUUCUGAAACUGUCUCGGCAUUCUCGCGAGACAAGCUGACAAUUGAACGUGAACUUGGACAAGGUGCCUUUGGAAAGGUGUUGCUGGCGAAAGCCAGUGGUAUUGUCCAGUUAGGAACUGUAACUCAAGUAGCAGUUAAAACCCUGAGAGAUGAUGCAGAUCUUAUGGAGAGGGGAGAUUUACUACGAGAGUUGGACUUCAUGAAACAACUUUCAAGCCACGCGAAUGUUGUCAAGCUCCUUGGCUUUUGUGAUGAUGGAGAUCCGAUUUUUAUCAUCAUGGAGUACAUGACUAAAGGCCCACUCAAAGAUCUCUUAACAAGCAGUCGAGGAAAGGGAAUGCAAGUGUACAGCAACCUUCAUGGAAGGAGUAAAUCUCUGACAUCCAGAGACCUCAUCAAGUUUGCUAAGGACGUGGCUGACGGUAUGGCCUUCCUUGCUUCACAGCAGUGCAUUCACAGAGACUUAGCUGCUCGUAAUGUUCUAGUUGGUGAGAACAUGGUGUGUAAGGUGUCUGAUUUCGGACUUGCUCGUGACAUCAAGAAUAAGAGAAUGUACCAAAGACAGUCGGAGGGACGGUUGCCUAUUCGUUGGAUGGCUCUGGAAUCAGUUGUUGACGACAUCUACACAACGGAGAGUGACGUAUGGUCUUACGGUAUACUUUUGUGGGAAAUCGUAACACUUGGUGCUCGUCCAUAUCCUACUAUGAGUGCCAAGACAAUGAUAACUGAGUUACAGGAAGGAUACCGCAUGCCAAGACCCGACCACUGCCAAGACGAAAUAUAUCAGAUGAUGUUGGCCUGUUGGGAGGAGGAAUCUACCGCACGACCGUCUUUCACAGAGAUCGGUCAGAAGCUGGAGAAAGCACUCGAGUCACCACAUGAGUGUAUAACGUUGUCAGACUAUCAAGGGAUUCAAUACGAAGUCACAAUUCCAGACUCUCCUGAUGAGAGGAUCUAGCAGAAAGAAAGGAUAUAAACCAUUGUGAUGAUGGCAAAAGCAUCCUCUACAUUAGCAGGGAAUGAUAAUAUUGAGUGUACUACAUUCAACAAGUGAAAUUUAUGUUUGAGUAACAUUUAAUUGAGAUUAAAAUUGUUUGGAAUGCAGUUCACUGCAAUUAAAACUGAGGUACAAUUUCGAUAUGCUUGACUGAAAUCAAUUUCACUGUCAAUCAAGUUAUCACUACCGCAAUCUGUAACUUGAGCAAUAGUGACUUCAUCAUCCCUUUUGUUAAUCUGUUUUGGUUCUUAUUAACCGACCUUCCAGUUCAACUAGAAUGAAAAGUUUGCCAAGAAGGUUCCAUAAAAUUGAGGAGUAAGCCGCACCUUGUUAUUAGAUUAGAUAACUACUAAAAUAUUCCGGUAUUUUGGCCCCAGAAUAUCUCAUGGUCAUUGCUACCCAACUGUCCCAGUAUUAAUCACAAAUAAGGUCAAUUCCUGUCCUAGACAGCCUCACAAAUGGGUUGUUAAAGUUUCGUAAUUAUGAAUAUUAUGUAAAAAUUGGCAGAUAGCUUUUUGGAAAUAUGGUUUUAAAUUAACAGGAAACAACGUGUAAAUUUUAAUGUAAACUGUUUUUGUUUUUAAAAAUAAUCAGUUAAAAAUAUACAAAUAACUUAAAUGUGUUUUCAAAGCCUUUGACCUGCUAAAAGUAAAUCAACUCGAGUACAUAUAUAUGUGUGUUUUUUAUUUUGUAAGUUUGCGUUAUACCCACUUUGUUGAAGACGAAGGACUUCUCAUAAAAGGAGAUCAAAAAAUUUAAUGAUUGUUGUUAUAUUGAAGAAACUAUGACGGAAAAAAACGGAUGUCAGUAUUUAUUGAUGUACUGAGACACUGAAGCCAUAGACGUUGGACAGAGACAAUUCCCGUCUGUUGUCAUGUUAUAAACAACGUAAAAACCCCAUUAUAGUGGGCUCUAUGCCCAAUCACACUGUGACACUUGCAAAUACUUGCAAAAUGCACCAUCAGUUUUCUUUCUUCAUUGAUUUAGAUAGAUGCUGAGAAAAUAUGUUGUAUUUCUCAUUUUGGAAAAUCGUUUGGUGAUCGUUUAGAAUUUUGGGUUUUGCAUCCAUUUAUUAUCCAUUCAUGUUUUGUAAUGUAAAGGGACGGCUUGCGUUAAUCGAUCAGUUCUUGUCAGAAAAGGUUAGAUUAAAAUUUGAUUUUGUUUUCUAAAACGCUGUUUAUUCCUUUGAGUUUAUUUCUUGCUAAAUUGCACUGUCUUUAAUUUUUUGAUCUGUUUUUUUUUCUCAAGGAUGAACUUGCAGGGGGAAAAAUGUUAAUUAAUUUUGAGUUUUUGCCCUGCCCGCAGUGUGUUGUAACAAUGUAUACUCAGUGUUUGCCUCCGAAGGCUUGUGAAAAAAGCCACAAGCGUUCGCAGCAGGACUUCAACGCACGAUUUCCAGCCGAUUUGUUGAUCGAUUUUUACGUGUAUAGCUUUUACCUUAAGACUAUAUGUACUACAGCAUAUUAUUUCGUAGUAUUUCAUCUGCCUAUACGAGAACACUAAAAUGCAUUUAUUUUCAUGAAUUAUACUGUAGAUUUUCGGAAGCUAGAGGCUAUUGCAGCAGGAAAUUUCUGUUUCAGGUCAGCUAAACUUCAGCCUCAAUCAAAUAUUUCAAGGUGGUCUUUUGCUUAUUUCAUUAAGAGGUGAGAAUAGAACAAAGUUACUCAUUCUAAAGGACUGCACUUUUUUCUAAAACCUAGGGUUCCACGAGCCCGCCAUCGCAGGGAGAGGCUGGGAACUUUCAGGCUUUGUACGCACAAAACAUUUUGGGUGAUUCGCUGUAGUAAUUAGCGCAUGUAUUUGCAAGGUGCACUCGUCAAGUAUUUGCCAUUCCAGGUGCCGUGUCGGUGGCACCGAAUCCCGAGCAAAUUUGGAAACUUGACAGAGAAGACAGAGCAGACGGAAUGACGUUAUACUUUGAUAAAAUGUAACCUGUAUACAUAAUUUAACAUAUAUUUCAAUUCUGUAAACGCUCAUAAAGACGCUUUAAAGGGAACACUGUAGAUGUAAUAUGUAUACUUUGUAAAACCGUACUAAAUGAUGGAUAUGUCAUCUUAUACUUUGCAUACUGUUCAACACGACGUUUUUAUACGUUUCACUGACAAACAUCUUGUUCCAAAUGUGUAGGUCAGAAAUCUUGUUCAGGGGUAUCGUAUGGUCAGUUUGUAUGCAUUUGAAUCUGGAAUACAUACCACUUGUCUCGUACUAGAUAUUAGCAUUCACAGUAUAAGCGGCGGUUGUUAUGAUCAAACCAGUCUGAGGUACCACUACCUUUGCUGCAUUUUUAGUGAUCCGGGCAUUACAUAGGUUUAUCCGUAUUUUCACACUA